This is a messenger RNA of Biomphalaria glabrata, 3241 nucleotides long. Its product is annotated as methionine aminopeptidase 1D, mitochondrial-like. The transcript is spliced from 7 exons. Bases 273 to 1226 code for a protein of 317 amino acids. Lineage: Eukaryota; Metazoa; Mollusca; Gastropoda; Planorbidae. Gene Ontology annotation, biological process: proteolysis. Gene Ontology annotation, molecular function: metalloaminopeptidase activity. The record is from RefSeq and is a predicted model, not a curated record.
AUUUCCAGAGAUAUUUUUAUACUCGCGUUCAAAAGAUUCCGCAAACUGUAUCUGGAGAUCAGGGUGACACAUCUUGCUUACAUCCGAUUGGGGUCUUCCAAUCUGCUUGGUAUGGUGGAUUUUUGGGGGGAGAAGAUUACAACAUACCAAGGAGUUAUCUGUGUCGCAGUCUGCACUGUGAUAGGACCUGAAAAUGAGAAAUCUACAGAUCUAGAUCUCAUCUAUGUACAAUAAAACUUCAUCAUCAAGUAUUAUUCUUGGUAUUAUAUAAAAUGACAUCAAAAAUUUCCCUGGUUGUUAUGUAUCCAAAAAAUAGUAUAAUCUCAUCUUUUUGUUUAUUGAAAAAACCUCUAUUAGCAAGGCGCAGCUGUAACUCUAACAGUCCAAAAAGCAAAUCUUACUCUAAACUAAUUAUUCCUAAAACAAUAUCUUUGCCCCCUUAUGUAACCGGUGAGGAUUAUGUUGUGCCCCAUUCAGCAGAAAUCAAGUCACCACAAGAGAUCAAUGAUAUGAGGCCUGCUUGCUUGCUUGCAGCUUCCAUUCUGAAAUUUGUAGGAAAUAACUUAAAGAUUGGAAUGCGCACUGAUGAAAUAGAUGCCUUAGUGUAUGCCAAAUGCAUUGAAGCAGGUGCAUACCCAUCGCCCCUAAAUUUUAAAGGUUUUCCUAAGUCUGUUUGCACAUCCGUGAAUGAAGUAGUGUGUCAUGGUAUACCAGGCUCACAUACUCUAAAAAAUGGGGAUAUUAUAAACGUGGAUGUGACAGUAUUUUACAAAGGUUACCAUGGUGACACUUCUGAGACAUUUAUAAUAGGAGAAGCUGAUGAACAAAGUAAAUCUCUGGUCAAGGCUGCUGAAAGGUGUAGGGAUGCUGGUAUUAGAGUGUGCAGCCAUGGCACACCUCUGUCUGUCAUUGGAGAUAUUAUUUACAACACUGCAACUGAGGCAGGUUUUCAAGUUGUGCCAUUUUUUUGUGGUCAUGGUAUUGGAAGGUAUUUUCAUGGACCACCUGAUAUUGUUCAUGUUCCCUGUGAUCUGGUUGGAGAUCAAAAAAUGCUGGAGGGAAUGACAUUUACAAUAGAACCAAUUCUGUGUGAUGGAUCUCCUGACAUAAGAAUUGAAGAUGAUGGUUGGACUGUUGUCACACAAGAUGGCAGUAGAUCAGCACAGUUUGAGCACACAAUAUUAGUCACUCGAGGAGGAUUUGAAAUUUUAACAAUGCAAGCUUGAGAGAAAAAAAUAGUAAAGUGUAUAUACAAUUUAUAAAAAAAAUCAAAUAUGACAAAAAUAUCUGUGCUGAUAAAGAAAAUAAAUUAACUAGAUAUAAAUAGAUAUAUUAUAUAUAAUGAAAAUAUUUUAUUAUUAGAAGACAAUUUUAUUACCUUUAAAAAUACUUUAUUCAUCUCCACACCUCAAUUAUGCCUUUGAUGUUGUUAUAUACAAUAAAUGUUUCUUUAUUCUGUUCAUGUCUCCAACUUAUGAUGAAUUAAAAUUUGUGUGAUUAUGCUAUCUUUAUAUUCAAAUAAUAGAGAAAUUGAGUUAAUUUUUACAAUUUAUUAAUGGGCGAAUAAGUAAAAAUAAAAAUAGCUAGUCUAAUUUUUGUCAUGUAUUUUUAAUUUGGAUUUUUUUUUUUCAAUCUAUAUCAUGAUUCUUGUCCAAGCUAUAUCAUUUUUUGUACAUCAUAUUACAGGAGAAUGUCAUUUAUCUGGAUGUCAAUUAUCCAGAACGUCAAACUUUCGGACUGCCUUUUUUUUUUGUUUUACAGUACGGUAUUUAAGUGGCUUUGCUGGUGUGCAGUGAAAGACAUGAAACCCUCCUUAACAGUAUGCCACAGAAACAGAUGACCUUUACAUCAUCUGCCCUAUAGAUCACAAGGUUUGAAAGGGAAACUUUAUAAAGUCUGACUGCCAAUGAUAACAAUAUACUCAUUGGGUUUUAGGGCAAAACAUUUUUUUCUUUUCAUAAUCCUAUGGCCUCCAUCAGUUGCAAAGUGACUAUGGAUUGUCUCAUACAGAUGAGAUGAAAACGUUGGUAUUAGCUAUGGUCUGAAUGAUGUCGCCCUCUCAGCAGUUCCCCCCUGUUUUUUGCAUCUGAUGUGUCCUAAGGAAUUGAAUUGCUGGUUUGGGAUCAGCGCAUCACAGGUUCUGCCAUGGUUUGCUACAAGAUGCUUAAGGGUCGCCUGCUUCUGAUUUUUCUGAAGCUUUUCCAAUGUUUGGGUGUAGCCUCAAUGCUGCAGAAUUUUUAUUCUCCUUUUAUUUAUAAUAGCAAAUUAUUAUUUGACUAUUGUAUUUGAUUCUUGAUAAUAGCCCCACAAAAUCAACAAGAAAGUGCAAAUUAAAAAAUAGAUAUAGGCAUUUGAUUCACUCAAUACACUAAAGUGAACACCAUAUCUCUUUUCCCAGGGGAAAUGAUUGCCUUGAAUUUAUAGGUUCAUAUUUAGGCUAACAAUUACAAGUUGAUAUUAAAAUGUAGCUCCUCCUUCGUCUUGAAGAUGAGCACAUUUCUCAUUUCUUAUGAACUCGAAGUCCAAUCCUCGCUUUAAAAUGCCGGCACACACGUCAUGGGUAAGUUGGGUCUACUGCAGAUAGGCCUAGCUGCUUCUUCUCUCACCUUUUGUUGGCUCUACGCACGUUCUUUCAUGCUAGCCACUCUCCUUGCCUCGUAUCUUGAAACUCCGACACUCACGGUUUCACGCCAUGAGGAGCGAUAGAGUGCUAGUGUUUCCCAGCCGUGAUUGUCAAUAUCACAUUCCUUGGGGGAGCUCUUAUUUGUAUCGCUUGUGUUGACCCCCCCCCCCCAGCCCUUUCCUGCACACAAUGCUCCCCAUAAAGAAGUCUCUUGGGAAGCAAUUUUCUAACAACAUGUCCAGCCCAUCGAAAUUGGGCUUUUUUUUUGCUGUGGCUUAGAUACUGUUCAUAUGUGACAACUGUAGGAUUUCAAUGUCUGAUAUGUGGUCAAACCAGUUCACCUGGUUAAUUUUUCUUAGACCGCGUAGGUGGAUGGGGUUUUAGCUUUUUGAUGUGGCGGGAAUAUAAUUUCCAGAACUCUGGUACAUAUAAGAAUGAAGGAAAGACUGUAAAUUUUCACUUUUAUAGAUAUGCUGAGUCCUCUCAGUUGCCACACUUGUUCUUGAAGUCUGCCAAAAGCAGCACUGGCACAAGCAACACAGAAGUCUACCUCGUCAUCUAGGUUGGCAUAUGGUCUAAAGUUUGUUAUUUGGUAUUAAAGUACAACUCAUGUUUCAA